Molecule: messenger RNA, 3594 nt
Organism: Capronia epimyces CBS 606.96
Lineage: Eukaryota; Fungi; Ascomycota; Eurotiomycetes; Chaetothyriales; Herpotrichiellaceae
Exons: 2
Coding region: 1-3594 (1197 amino acids)
Biological process (GO): protein localization to plasma membrane
Cellular component (GO): plasma membrane
Source: RefSeq, a predicted model, not a curated record
AUGAGCUCUCUCCUUCAUCCCAUCCAUAGCGCGGGCCAAAAGUGUCGUCCCAAGCAUCAAGUGCUCGUGUUGAAAUGUUACCCAAAAUACCAGAAAACCGUGCAGGAAGUCAAGCCCAACUCCUCCGAACUCAGCUAUCUUCUGUACUAUGCGAGUACGCGCCGGCACAAGCUCCAGAAAGUGGGCACGUUCCUCGAGAAGAAGAAUGCAAGUGAUGUCUGGAAAGGGAGACUCGGAAAUGUCCAGGUCACUCUCCAAAUCCUCAGUGCCAUCAUCGAGAAGGCGCCCCGCGACCUCUCCCUCUACUCUCGAUCCGUCCUGACCAUUCUGGACUCCAUCCUGCGUUCCAAGGACGUGAACAUGGUGGAAGAGACCAUACCGACCUUUGAAGCCUAUUGCAAACAUGUCGAUGCUGCCGCCUUCAAUGCGGACCAACAACGCGCACAACAAUACUUGUCUAUCCUACAGCUGUACGCCAGUUAUGCUGCCAAGUCCAGGCCUGUCGAUAGGAAGGCCGGCGACUCGAUUCCCCUCUCGUUGAGGUGGCGCACCAUUGGCUUACGAGCUAUUCGAGCGGUCGUGGCGUCGGAGGCGCUCGCCACUGAAUCCCCUCGACAGCUCAGUCUGGUCGUGCCUGUCAUCCUGGAAAACAUGUCGCUCGACAAAGAGAACAUUUUGGCUACGCUGCAGCAACGGGCAACCACGAGCGAGAAGCUGGACGAUGAGCUCGCUAGACGACGGCGGACAAGUCUCACGACCGUCGCCACCGUGGAUACGGCCGAUGGUGACCCCGCCACGGCCGUUGAAACUACCGCGGGAGCGGACAAAGUCGCUGAAGAGGAGGUUAGGGCUCUGGCUCUGAGAUGUCUGAAGCAGAUAUUCUCAGUCGGGCUCGGGAGCACCACAGGUCAGACUCGCUUGGCUACCGCCCUCACUUUGAAAUUUAUCGCUUCCAAAAGCCCGCCUCAGCCGGCCCCGGACACGGAAGGCCAAACCACAUGGGCUACCUCCUUGUUUGAGACCAUCACGCGAUGGACACCUGUGCAGGACCGAUUUAUCAUUGUCCUGACCGCGAUGGAAACCCUCGUCCGCAGCCCUAUCACGGAAGGCUCGCUUGAGAAACAGUUGGUCCUUGCCAGCAUGAUCGACUGGCUUCUGAGUUCGAAUGUGAACCUGAUUGGGCUGAGUGUUAUGGACGUUCUACUGGGACUCAUCCACCAUAUCUUGCUUCUGCUCCAGCUCGGCGGAUCCAACCCGCGUGUCAUCCCACCGGAGCGCAACGACACAAUCGGAAUCUAUCGCGAGGUCAAAGAGGCGUUCGAGCCCGGUACGGAGCUCACCGAGACCGAAAUGAGCCGCAUCACCUCCGUGUCUCUACUCACAGCAUCACCGGUACGACAAGAGUUGUUGCUGAGGCUUCAAGAUUGUAUUGCCUCUCUCUCCAACCACAUUUAUUACACCGACCAAAUCACCGACAUGCUCACAGCCAUUCUGGCCCGGUUGAAGCCUUCCCAUCAAUCGGACGUCCCAACUUCAGCGGCCGCCGUCAACGAUCCCGUAGCUGCAGCGAAGGCGAUCGCCGAUUCAGCAAGCAUCCGUGACGAUCCAAACACACCCACAUUCUUUUCAUUCCACACCGCGAGACUCACGGCAAUGCAGGUGAUCAAGAAAAUCCUGCUCCGUGCCAACAGCAGACACAGCACCACAAGUGGUGCUAUUGAAGCACGCUCUCGUGUGGGAGUCCAGGUGUGGGAGGGGACUCAAUGGCUUCUCAAAGACGAAGAAAAACCCGUCAGAAUUGCCUACGUCGAUGCCCUUCUGACCUGGCUCAAGUUCGAGACCAACAAAAUCGACAUGUUUCUACCCAGGGACGGCUCCCGGAAGCAUUCACAGAGUAAGAAGAGCGCCCAGCCGCCGGGCGAGGUCAACUUGGCCCGACGAGCUGUCUCUGGUGCAUCUCGCCGAGAGCCCAAGCCGGCACGGUCAAGCUUUCUUGCCCUGCUGCAUCUCGCCAUCUACGAUGGCAUCUUGGACGACGUCGAAGAUGAGUCCAACAUUCUCCUGCUAUACCUGUUGUUGACGAAGCUGGUCGAGCGUCUCGGGGUCAAUGCAAUUCGGAGUGGAUUGCCGAUGAUCCUCAAGCUUCAGGAAACGGCGCUGAAUGUGGAGGUGCCCUCUACAACCGGAAGGGUCAAUGUUGCAACUGUGGUUCACGGCUACCUCUGGACCAUCACUGACAAGUUUGAUUUUGAAACGAGUGCUGUCGGUCAUGAAAUCAAUGCCGAGGUUUCUCGAAGAAAGCGAUUCGGCGUGUGGUUUGACAAGAUCAAAUUCCCCCCCUUAUCCAUUGCAGAGAUUUGCAAAUUGCCCAAGGUGAGCGAGAAAGCAGCAGAAUAUGACGAAGAAGCCGUGCAAACCCUCAAACCUUUCUUGUCGGUGUCGGCGUUGGUCGACGAAAUUGCAGUCUCGUAUGACAAUUCCCUUCUCACUCCACCAGCCUCUGCACCUUCUUCACCUGGCCGAGUCUUUUCCGUCCCUACGCUGGGCUUUGGCUACGGGUACGGCAUCGCACCCGCACUCAAGCCAUCGAAAGAAGCCCGGGUUCCAGCCAAGGUCAAGGAUGAGAUGAAGGUCAGCUGGAGCAGAGAUGCGUGUAUAGCUGCAAUCGAAAAGGAAAGCGCCACCUCCCUGACGGGUUCGCGGACCGGCGCCUCUUCACUCCCCAGGAAUCAUCUUAGCAUCAACGGCCUUCGCAAGCAGGGUUCGGCGAGUGGCCAAGAGUCUCCCGUAACUGCCAACGGCCACACAACACCUCCAUUCGGGCUGGUCAGCGGCUUAGGGAGCCUGACAAGGGUCCGGAGACCUAGUGCCAAUGGGUCGCCGGCAAGAGAGCCGACGACAUCCAGCCGAGAUUCUACCAUGAGAGUGAGUGAUCUCAAGAGAGUGCUCUCUGGCCAUGUGGGCGUCCGACCACGAAGUCCACUUCGAAGAGCAGCGGCAGGAUCUCGAACAAGCACGACGAGCAGCGGCACUAGUAGCAUGGUGAGCUGGGAUGAGGCUGAUGACCGUAGUUCUUCGGUCCUAGAUUUUCGAUCAAGGAACACUCGCCCGCAGACUUCCGAAUCCAAUCAAGCUCGUGCCUCAGCGGGAACAGAGAACACCGAUAAUGAAAAGACAGAUCCGCCAGGUGUCACCGCGUAUCAUCAGGUUACCACCGACAUUCCUCCGGUGCCUAAAAUUCCUUCAGCACUCAACCUCCCUGGGACCUGGCCGCGGGAUGCUUCGCCCGCCCGACCUGCAGGCCGCGCUGCAGCAAAGACCUCUUCGGCGGGACUGGAGGACGGCGGAAGCCCACAAUCACAAGAAACGACAAGCAGCGCACGGUCGCCUCUAUCUGGACAGGAAAAGCACGAUCGGAGGAAUUCGCGGCCCACCAGCAGGAGGAGUCUUGCCGCAGCGUCGUAUUCUACCAGGGAAAAGUUUGACAUGGAUUCCUUGUUGGCUGGAAUCCUCUCCGGAGCUGUAGCCGGAGCCGGAGCCGGAGAGACGGAUAAAGAAAAUAGCGGGAGUCGCUUGAUUCGGCCACCUUAUUGA